AUGCCUGCUCCAAGAGGUGGAAGAGGCGGAGGUUCAUUCAGAGGUCGUGGCUCUGGUUCUCGUGGUGCUAGCUCUCGUGGUGGCUCUCGUGGUGGUCGUGGAGGCCGUGGCGGUCGUGGUGGUCGUGGUCGUGGUGCUGGUCGCAAAGGUUUCACUUCUUCACGAUUGGACGACGUUGACUCGGAAGAUUCCUCCGGUGAUGAAGCUGGUCAAGAUCAAUUGGAGGAGGUUGAAGAUGAUACCUUGAUGGAUGAGGGAUCUAGCAGCGACGAAGACGAAGAAGAAGAACAGACCAACGGACGCCCUUAUAACGAAUUACUCGAACUACUACACGCCAACUCGGAUUCCCAGGCACCAGCCCCGAAGCGGAGAAAGCUCGCCGAAUCAACUACAGAAGAUGCGCCUAUGGAAGACGAAGAAGAGUCUGGGGGUGACGACGAUUUGGAAGCUCAAGCGCCUUCAGACGAUGAGGACGAGGAUCAAGAAGCUGAAGAAGAUGAUGAUGAAGACAACGAUGAAGACGAAGAUGCGGUUGGGCCAUUCGAGAAACACUUUGAUAUCGGAGAGGGAUUCGAACUCACCAAAAAGAUUGCGCAAAUCGAUGCCAACAAAUGGGCCGCGACUAAGAAGGAGGUUGAUGGACUGCGACUGGUGCGCACCGUCCCCGAGCUUGGAGAUGACACUUCAAAUCUGCUUCCGGCAUUGAAAAACACAACCAGCCUUAAGGUCAAGGAAAAGCUCAAGGCUCGUAUCGCAGAGUCUCUGCCCUCCAUCCAGGGCGAUACUCAGCAGAUUGCUCCAUAUGUAUUCGAUUAUCAAGAUGUCCUCUACGGCGCCCGAUCCACAGACACAGCCGAUGCCAUGCGCGAUGUUAUGGCCCUCCACGCUGUCAACCACCUGAUGAAGACCCGAGACCAGGUGCUGAAGAACAAUGCUCGUCUGGUCAAGGACCCUGACACCGAUGUUGAAUGUCGAGACCAGGGAUUCACUCGACCCAAGAUUCUCUACCUUUUGCCUACUCGACAGGCUUGUGUCCGGACUAUCAACUCGAUCACCAAGUUCUACCAAGUCGACCAACAAGAAAACAAAAAGCGUUUCCUCGAUGCCUUCUCCUCAUCCGAUGAGGGAUGGGAUCACAAGACAGAGGAUGCUCGGGAAUUGUUCGGAGGUAACAAUGACGAUAUGUUCAGACUGGGACUGAAGUUCACCCGCAAGACUGUGAAGUACUUUUCGCAAUUCUACAGUUCAGACAUCAUUCUGGCCAGUCCACUGGGUAUGCGGACAAUCAUGGACCAAGCAGAUGCCAAGAAGCGAGACCACGACUUCCUUUCUUCCAUCGAAGUCGUAAUCGUGGACCACGCCGAUGCCUUGCUCAUGCAGAACUGGGACCACGUUUCAUAUAUCUUCCAACAUCUCAACCUCCAGCCCAAGGAAGCCCACGGCUGUGACUUCAGCCGAGUCCGCAACUGGUACCUAGACGACCAAGCCCGACACGUGCGCCAGACGAUCCUCCUCGCAUCCUUCAUCACACCCGAGAUCAACUCACUCUUCUCCACGCAAAUGCAAAACGCCUCCGGCCGCGUCAAGAUCACACCCACAUACCCCGGCGCGAUCACCGAACUUCCCCUCCCCGUCUCCGUCAAACAAACCUUCUCCCGAAUCGACAGUCUCUCGCCCGCCAAGGACCCAGACGCCCGCUUCAAGCACUUCACCUCAACCGUGCUCUCAACAGUAGUCAAGAACAUCACCGCACGCGGCAAGGGCAGCUCAGGCACUCUCGUCUUCGUCCCCUCGUACCUUGAUUUCGUGCGCGUGCGCAACCACUUCGCCACCUCCGCGCAAACGACGCAUAUCUCCUUCGGCGCGAUCUCCGAGUACAGCGAGACUAGCGAGAUGUCGCGGGCACGCAGUCAUUUCAUGAGCGGGCGUCAUUCGGUACUUUUGUACACGGAACGUGCGCACCAUUUCCGUCGGUACCAGAUUCGCGGCGUGAAGCGUAUCGUCAUGUAUGGUUUGCCUGAGAACCCGGUUUUCUACCAGGAGAUUCUUGGAUUCCUGGGGCUUGAUCCGGCUGAGUUGGCUGAGGCUGCGGAGGGUGGUGCGCGGGUACUAUUCUCCAAGUGGGAUGCCUUGAAGCUGGAGCGUGUGGUUGGAACGUCGCGUAUUGGUAAUAUGAUGCGUGAGAAGGGCGGUGAUACAUUUACUUUUAUGUAG
Penicillium verhagenii is the source of this 2214-nucleotide messenger RNA. Its product is annotated as UTP25 family protein. Gene Ontology annotation, cellular component: nucleolus; small-subunit processome. Gene Ontology annotation, biological process: maturation of SSU-rRNA from tricistronic rRNA transcript (SSU-rRNA, 5.8S rRNA, LSU-rRNA). The transcript is spliced from 4 exons. The record is from RefSeq and is a predicted model, not a curated record. Bases 1 to 2214 code for a protein of 737 amino acids. Gene Ontology annotation, molecular function: U3 snoRNA binding; rRNA binding. NCBI's taxonomy places the organism in Eukaryota, Fungi, Ascomycota, Eurotiomycetes, Eurotiales, Aspergillaceae.